This is a messenger RNA of Caenorhabditis elegans, 513 nucleotides long. RefSeq names its product Receptor L-domain domain-containing protein (gene irld-67). The transcript is spliced from 3 exons. The coding region runs from base 1 to 513 and encodes 170 amino acids. Lineage: Eukaryota; Metazoa; Nematoda; Chromadorea; Rhabditida; Rhabditidae. The record is from RefSeq and is marked reviewed.
AUGGUGUAUCUCUCCAAGAGCAAAGUUCAAAACAUUCAUGCAAGAUACUGUGAGAGCCUAAAUGAAUCACGGCCGAUCUACCCGAUUUAUUUCUUUAACCUGUGCUAUUACGAGAAGCUGAGCACACUGGCCGACGAUUGUGAUGCGAUUUUUGGAGACGUCGUGGUCGAUGUGAAUGAUGGACGGUACUUGUACAAGUUUUUUGGCGUUGGAAACAUUUUUGGAUCGCUUAAAAUACAGUAUACGAAAAUUGAGGGAUUGGACUUUUUGCUUGGUUUGGACUUUGUUGGAUCGUUGGAUGCUUCCCAGACUCCCGUCCUGAUUCGUUCGAAUAAUUAUCUGAAGCAGGCUUUUUUACUACUAAAUAACAUUAUCUCAGCGAACAACGAUCAACUAGUCAUGUAUGACAAUCCCUCCCUCUUCCUGAAUAACCAACAGUGCCUGAUGUAUCAAAUCGAUUUUGAUAUCAAAAUGGAUUACCGGGAUUGUAGACCCUACAUCUACGACAACUAA